UAUAUAAAAUAGAGAAAAUCUGGCAUUUAAAUGACAAAAACCCGAUUUAAUUACUUUCUGUAACUACAUUGAAGUCUCUUUAUGACAAAAAAAGAUUUUAUUUAGUUUUACUGUAUAUUAUUGUUCUGCUAAAACCUGGUUUUCCUCGCUUGUAGGGCAUAAUGUAGACAAGAGAUGUUAAUCCAGCUGAGAGAAUAAAUAAUUAUGAUUUUACUUUCUCAAUUAUAUGUGAGGAACUUACUGCGUUUAGAAAAUAUCAAAUUUUCUUUAUAUUACGUUUUAGGGAAAUGUGAUAUUUUUCAGCAUUGUACCCCCUUCGGUUCAGAGAGCUGUCAGCUCACCGUCACCUACCAUCUUGUUUUGCUGCUUUUAUUUUUUAUUAAAAUACAUUUUUACAGUUGAUGUGCUGAGCCCCUACCCAUUGCCCUCGCGCGCUGCCCCAGCUACAGUUUAUGUCAAGGUGACAAUUCUGGUUUGAGCUUGUUUGAUGUUCUGAUGUUAGUUUCUAUCUGCAGACAUUUUUUUUUUAUUAGAUUAAAAAUGAGAGUUUCCCUUGCCUUAAUUUUUUGUAAUUAUGUUAUUCAUUUGUAUUGUUUGGGGUUUUUUUUCCACAUAACCUCAAACUCUGUGCCUGUCUGAUGACCAUUUUGUUAAAUAAUAUCAGCUGAUAUUAUCAGCCUUAGUGUUUAAACACGAGGGUCAAACUUCAUUCUUCUGCAUUUUUACUGUCCUGCAACUUUGAGCUGUCUGUCCUGCAGGACGUCUGUCCCAGAAGGUUAAACGUCUCCUUGGCAGGCCGUCGUGUUCUUGAAGGACUCAAGAGUUUUACAAUCCUGGUAAAAAGAAUCAGAACAGAAAAUUCAGGGCAAGGGAGUGCACAUUCGAGAGAAUCUCUUCUUUAGAGACAUUUUAUUAAACCGCCUGCAUAUUUCUCUCUACUUCAUUUGAUUUAUUUAUUAAUUUUUUUGUUAAAUUUGGAUUUAAACACAUGUAAAAACUUGUAGUAAUGUGAGGUCGGUAGCUUCAUUUGAACAUCUCGAUGAGCAGAGAUUUCUGAAAGAACAACGCUUUGCCUCUUGCGUGUUUCAGCCAUCUUCAUUUGGACAUUUCUGCUUUCCGUAUAAUAUUUUGCACUAAACAUUUGAUGUCGUAAAACGUGAACAGUUCUCUCUGUGAUCUCGGGUUGGAGAUUUUUUUCUUCUCCUGUUUCCUGCCCUGAUAAAUAAGAUAAAUAAUGCGGCUCUCUUACUUUGAAGGCUUCCUAGCGGGUUGCCGUGGAGGUUUAAUUGGUCUGAGUUAUGUGGUAAAUCCCAGCAAUGUGUCUUUCUUUGUUUACACGCUGAAGCACUCCAUCUCCAUUACACCAAACGCAAGCCUGUAAGAAACAGCAGGUGGUGUGUGUGUGUGUGUGUGUGUGUUUGUAUGUUUUCAUGCUGCCUCCUUAAGUGACCCCGAGGCCACCGGCCCUAAAGCCAAACUUUUGUCCCUUCAAAGUCCUAAGUGACCCCGUUCCAUCCCCCUCUACACACACACACCUACACACACAAACACACACACACACACACCCUCCUGUGGUCUGGUUGGUUUAGUUUCCCUCUUCAUAGGUAGGAGCCUGUGUAGAGGCUGUUAGUAUAGUAUUUUGUGUGUGGCUGACACCAGCUGGACUGCCUCUUGGUCUCCCUAUGUCCAGCCCUCAGGCCUUGUUAAGGGGCCGGUUUAAUCCCUGCUCAUCGGCUCCAUGUUCAUCCAGUGGGCUGAAAGAAGGCCUGCUGCAUCGUUUCCUUUAUGGAUUCACUGAGGGCUCAUUUUUAUCAUCAGGUAUUUGUUCUGAGUGUCUGAAUAAAGUGUUAGAUGUAUGAACUGAGGCGCAGGCCGCUGUGGUUUCAUGCAUGACUUUGUCUGCUUUCGUUAGAAGAUGCCAAACAACCGACCCGUACCGCAAAGAUAGGAUGGCUUAGCGAUUCGUUUCAGAAACAAUUUUUUUAUUUUGGAGAUCAAUGUUUCUACUCAAAACGUCCAGAGAUUCGAUUCAAACGACGUGACCGGCAACAGGAAAAGACCGCGUAAAACAAAGAGCCUUCAUUUAAACCAACUUUAUAAACUCGUUCUUGUACAUUGAACAAAAAUAGGAUUGUGCAUCCAAUUCUUUAACAACCUAUUAAUAUAAGGUCAGCUUAGCUGCCUGGCUUUUUCUUAAAUUAAAAAAAAAAUAAUAAUCUUCAAAGAAUUAUUCAAGCUAACUAUGGUGGCCAAGUGGACGCUUAAUGCAAUGUGUAGUUUACUCACAAAUUAGAGCCGUAAAGACGUACAACUUGAACGCAUUUUAAAAUCAAUUUUUGAGCAUUUUGAACCGAUUCAGAAUUAGAAAAUGCGACUCUCUAAGGAAUGUGAUGUUUUUUUGUACCGCACCGUCCAGUUGUAGAUUCACAGGACAACGGCACUGCAUUGUUAGAGUGCAGAUGCUCGCAUCACACACUACAGUCCAAUGAUUGGGUCACUUUUGUAUUCGUAUGACGCAACACUAUAGGCAACGAGAGUCCCACUGGCAUGGAAACGCCUUCUUUGAUAUAACUUAAAAUAAUAUUCUGAACCGUACCAACCCACGCCAUACCGAUCAGUGGAAACAAGUCAGUAGUUUACACGUAAACCAGAGAUGUCCAAAGUUAGUCUUCAAGGGACGGUAUCCUGUGUGUAUCAGCUACAACCCAACAGACCUGCAGGGAGAGCAUCGAUCAGAAAGGAAACCAAAAGGCCAAAGGUAUUCAACAAUAUAUGUUGGAGGAAAAAAAAGUACCAACAGAACUGCUAUUAGAUUUGUACUCAACAAUUUGUAUCAAGAAAGUCUCUAGACUUACCGCAAACUGUGGUGGACUAGUAGUAGAAGUUGUUGUGGUCAGAUGAGAAACUAAUUUGAGUUUCUGUCCUACAUGCAACAGCCUGGAAGAAAAACACUGAAGAACCCCCUGAAUCUGCUGCCUCCCAGUAACAUGGGGAAAGCCCUAAACUCUGCAGGAGAAACCUGGAUAGAAACCUGUCGACUUGGGACCAGGCCAGAAGUUCAGCUCAUAGCACCAUCAAUAUCCUAAACAUACAGCAUGAGAUACAGUGGAAUCACUUGUAAAGUCAAAGUCCAGCGCUAAAUCUCUUUGGGAAUCUGUGUCGAAAGACAAAAUUGAGGUCUACAGAUGCUAAUGGAGACAUUUCAGCAAAAGACAGAGGGGCUCAACACACCUUUCUGAUUUUCUCUUCUAAGAAAAGAUAAAACCAAUUUCUUACUUUUCCUUCCAUUUCAGAGUUAUGCUCUACUUUGUGUUGGUCCAACACGUAUAAUAUAUUAAGUUUGUGUUUGUAGCUGGGAUCUCGAAACAGCUCUGGGAAUCCAAUUUGUUGUUGAGAGGAAGGUCAGAGCUCUUCCUCUCAAGAUACCAUCGCCAUAAAUCUUACAGAUGUAGGCAGGUGGCCAGGAGGGAAAAUGCAAAGAGCCCAGCGGGCUUGAAAAUUUGUUCGAUGCAUCUCACUAUGCUGACCACGCUUGACGGUAACCUUUUUAUUCAAUCAAAAUGUUGGACGGGGCUAAAAAAAAAAAAAAGUAUUUUCUGGGUUAAAAAAAAACAGUAAAUAAAAAAAAGCCAUAAAAAAAGAAGUAAAGAAGUUCGGAUUGAUGUUUUGUUAAAAUUCUUAGUUACACGUUCACCUGGAACUGGCCUGUUAGAAAAUAUUUCCAUUCAGGACUAUUGAAUUUAGUAAAGGUUAAAACUUGAAUUUCCUACAUAAGGUUCGACAUCUUUACAGACGCAGUCUAAAGGUUGUUUUAUUAAUAAGUAAGCCAAGUGUUUUUUAAAUCUCUCUGGCGCAGACGUAGACGAACACAGUUGGAGUUUAGGUGACGCACAAAAACAAUACCAGGUAUUAAUUGUUUUUUUCCCCCCCCCAUCUGCCUGGCCGCCAUGUUUGAAGGAAAGAUUCUGCGCAGGUCAACGGGAAGCUGCUCUUAUUUAUCCAGCGUAAACAGCAGCUAGCUCCGCACUGGUUUCCACAGGCCUGGUAAGGUGCAGGCAGGCGGCUGAGAGCGGGACACCUGUUCAUCCUGCGACUACAAGCAGAUGGUCCACAUGGCUCUCGCUCCCCAAGGGGAAAACCUGUCAGCUGAGCCCCAAUUAGGGAGUCCGAGUCGGAGAAGAGCUGGGGGUGGAUGUGAGGCUCCGCAGGAAAUUACCCUGAUUGGGAAAUGAUGCGAGAAAGAUGUGAAUUUAGAGAACCGGUUUAGUUUGUUGUUGAUUUUCUCUUUCAGUUUUAUGUGUGCACCUAACUCCAGCGGCUGGUUUCAGAACACCUCAGAUUUUUCUGCUAACGUGGCUUGAAGUCAUUAAAAGAAACGCAAGAGAAAGUGCCAGAGAGCUGCUGGGCUUUUCUUAGGAGAAAAACAAAUUCUCUGGGCCAAAACAAUUCCCGUCACAUGAAAAUAAAUAAAUAGAAAGGCCUGGAAAGAAAAGGAGUUCUACUCUGAGUGAAGCUUUAUUAACGCUGCAGCAUGUAGGUUUUAUAAAAAAAAAAAGUUUUGUUCUUACAUAUUUCUGUCACUAUGUUGUGAAAUAAGGGAUAAUUUAUGGGGGCGGGGGGAUGAGAUCCUUUGCCUUCUCCCCAUCGUCUGAACAAAUACAUCGGUCAGAAACAACCAAUCAGAACUAGGAUGAGGGUCUAAGCGCUGUCAAUCAUCCUCACGUACACAAGCUCCCCCUUUCUCUCUGCUAAGUUACAGCUGGUUCAGCUCAGGCUGGCUAGCAUAGCCACCGAUGAAUAAACAGCUGUUCUGUAACAGAGAGUUGUUUCGUUGCUGUUAGCACAUUUAGCAGCACGUACACGAGCGUCACUGACACGGCUAAGGCCCUCCUCCUCCUGGCUCUGAUUGGUUGUUUCUGACAGAGAGAAGCAUUUCUGCAGUGUUCAUUUGAAUACCAAGCAAAUAAACUUAGUAAAAAAGAAGAAAAAAAACUAAUCUAGGACCAAUGAAAGCUUAAACAUCGUACCCAGAAAUAAAUGUGUAAAUUUAACAAACAUCUGUAAAAUUUUCACCUUAAGGCAGAAGCAGGUCUAGCCACUUGAUGCGGUUAAACAGAUUUGCAUAUGAAAUCUUCUGGCAUUUUCCGCCACAAGGGAAAUAAAUAAUAACAACACUCCUGUGUGUAACCUGGAGCUACAUGUGACCGACUGAUUUGCAUAACAUGGGCUUCCCAGGCAGGAAACACUCAGCUGCUAUUUUAGAGCUGAAAAUUGCUCCACAGCAACAUACUGCGGUUCUGUUUCAGAACGCAGGGGCAAUGACAAGAGGGCGUGUGAGGAAAACCCGAGUAAGGAAAACCUCAACGGGGAAGUGAAAAAUGUCGAGCAGCUUGUAGGUGUUGGUGUGAUCGUUUUGUUAAAUCGAAAGAGGUGGAGGAGAAAAACCAUUGGGAAGCAAUGAAAGAAACAUGUAGAGUCUAGUGUUAGAAAUGAUUCCUGUAGUAAAAACUCUUUUCUAUAGAAUGUGUUAAUGACUUAACUGGGCUUGUCUGUAAACACUUUACCCCCAGGCCACAGUCUGCAAAGAGAUCAGGCCACCAGAACAGAGUGAGCCGGUCCAGACCUGCAGGCUGAGUCAGAGUGUGACACUACAGGCAAAACUGUAAAACAAAUGAGCCAAAUCUGAAUUAGAAAGGGAAAAAAAAGUCGUAGACGGGGAAGUAAACAAGACAGGAACUCAUGUGAUUUCAGUUUGGUUGUAUGCUCUGCAUGGAGAAGUUGUUAGGAAAUAUUUGCUUGUAGAAUGAAACUUUUAUCAUAUAUUUGUUAUACUAUCACCAUGUUGUGACAGUGUGAUUUGAGACAGAUAAAAAUUAAUUUCUUCUCUUUUAAUUUUGCUCCUCUUUCUCCUCCCAGUGCUAACUGGAAACAGGAGGCGGGUCGUAGCGUUGUGGGUCACAUCGCGUACGUGCUGCUCACAGUGCGCCAGUCUCAUCAAAUACAUAAAAACUUUCUUUUACAUACUGCAGCUGUCAGAAAACAAAAAUGACAUCUUACAUUCAAUAUUACGUAAAUUAUAUUAAUUAAAUUAUAUUACGUGACACUGAUGAUGCAGAAAUAAAUGGUCAGCUGGAACCAACAUACAAUGUGAAAUAGAAUAACUUUUUUUCUGUUUCAGCUUAACUGUGCUUGCUAAAAUGACAGAAAAAACAGUUUCGUUAGCAUACAAUUAUUUAAAAAAUAUUUUUUGAAAAUUGUCUUAAUGAAUUUCUAAAACCAUUUUCAGUGUUAAUUUUUUUCCCAAUGUUGACAUGUAACCCAUAUGUCAAAAACUGAUGUGUCAGAGAGAGCAAAUAGUCAGAAAUCGAAACUGGUUUAACUUGACAGAUUAAAGGUGGAGAAUAUUCUGACAUCUAGUGGUGAAGCUGAAUACUGCAACCAAAGCAAAAAUCAACGUUAGUGAAAGUUGAUGUAUUGGGAACGUCGACAAUGAAAAUAUGGCUUUAGCCCGAUCUGACUAUUUCUUUUCAAAAAAUUUAUGGUGUAUUGUCUUUUUCUUUAGCAAGCUGUGCACAUUUUAUGCAUAAAUAACUUUUUCCCUUUAUGCCUCAGUACUUUCAAUACUUUUUCCAUUUCCUUCCAUUGGACGCAAACUCGCAUCCUAGCAUCCAGUUUGGAAUCAAACACCACAUUUAGUAUCAUUUGCGUCAUUGUCUGAGUCGCCCCCGUCCCACAGACAAAGGGGCUGAAGGCAGCAGCCGUCCUCACUGGGCCAGGUGUUCCACAGAGCUCUGAACUCGGUCCUCAGCAUUUUGUUUUUCAACUCAUGCUUUCUGCUGUGUACAUGCGUCUUUGAUGCCUUUAAAUAUGGUGCGUCUCCGUGCAGCUGCCCGCUGAGGGCUCUCCAUUGCAGCCCCCCCUCCCCACCAUUGUCAACUCACACCCUCUCGUCCAUUCAUGCCUUGAGGCUCCGGACGAGCUGCUGGCGUGUGUGUGGGUGUUUUAGCAUUUUUCAUCAUGCAAGACCCAUUUUUCCAAACAAAUACUACAUUGUAUGUGUUGGAAAUACAAGAAGAAGUGUUUUUGGGUUUAGGAUUGAAUUUUAGGGUUAGGCCUGUUCUGGUAAUGGUUAGGUUUAAUGUAAUGGGCUGUAGAAAUCAAUGGUAGUCAAUGCAAAGUCCCUGUGAUGAUAGAAAGACGUUUGUGUGCGUGUGCGUGUGUGUGUGUGUGUGUGUGUGUGUGUGUGUGAGGUUAAAAUAGGGGACAGCAGAAAAGGGGUGGAGCUAUGUUACCAUAUCUUAGUGGUCUCUUUUUAUUGGUAGAUGGAUGGGGGAUGUUUGAAGAGUGUUGAGAGGAAGCUUUGCUCAAGUCAGGGAGUGAGAGAUGUUAGCUAGUUGUCAGAUAAGCCGCCGUGGUACGGGGAGACGGAGCAGCCUCAGUGCAGGGAGGGGUUGGUAGAGGAGUUACACUCCAUCUGUUGUCAGUCACAUUGAUAAACCUGCAGCUUCAGGACAUUUUGCACUGAGUUUCCUGAUCCAAAAAGGAGAAUGUAAAAGGUUGAUCUCGGCUUCAUUUUCUCAGGUGGAUCCCGUUGCACUUUUCUCCUUUAUAAAAAAAAAAAAAAAAGAAAAAAAAAAAAAAAGGGAAAUUGCCAAUAACUUUGCAUACUGGGCUUUUUUUCACCACCAUCAAUACUGGGAAGUUCCCUUCUUUAGACUUUCAGCCUCUCCUGAAUUGACCAAAGGUUGUGUUUCGUGACAGAACUUUUCUCCGGUUUGGUUUUGGAUCCGAGCGGGCCCGUCUGUGAGCGGCUAGAUACCAGAUACUGGUGUGGGCUUGAUCCGGUGCCUGGGAGCUCACAGAGGAAGAGGAGCUGGAUGUAUGAAGAGGCUUCAUGGGCCUGAAGGACCAUCUGGAGGAUGGAACUGGCCACAUGCUCAGCCUGGGGCUGGACCUGGACUACCUCCAUGUGGAUGGUGCUGAGAAGCAGACGCCCCCAAACCCACUGAAGGCCUCCGACGUCUCGCAGGUCCGAGGCGGCGCCCAGAGCAGGAGCGGCUACAGUAUCGGCGGGAGCACCAACAGUCUCAGCACAAAUCUGAGCUACAGCAGCAGCAGCAGCAAUUUUUCAGAGGAGAGCGCCAUUUCCGACAAUGAAGAAGAACAGCAUCGGGCGAGCUCCGAUUGCGGACUCGACGUCUCCCACCGAGAUCAGCUGGGCUCACCGCGGAGCUCCUCCCUGCAGUGGAAGCAGGUCAGGCUGGACCUGGCGCCACACCCGUCCACUGGAGAUCCAACGCGGUCGAAAGCGCUGGCGCCUGCGGAGCUCGUUUCGGACUGCCGCGCCAAGGUCGAGUUCGCUCUGAAGCUGGGCUACGCCGAGGAUCUGGUGCUGCUGGUCCUGAGGAAACUGGGCCCAGACGCUCUUAUUAACGACAUGCUGGGAGAGCUGGUCAAGCUGGGGACAAAGACGGAGAUGGAGCAGCAGAAAGGGCCGGCCGCGUCCCAGUCUCCUUCCUCCUCUUCGUCUUCUUUGGCCUCCAGCUCGUCCCUGGAGUCCUGCCGGCUGCCGUCCCCUUCGCCGCUGCUGGAAGACAGAGACAACUUUCGGCCCGUCGUCGUAGACGGCAGCAACGUCGCCAUGAGUCAUGGAAAUAAGGAAGUGUUCUCGUGCCAAGGGAUCCAGCUGGCUGUUGAUUGGUUCUUGGAUCGAGGUCACCGUGACAUCACGGUUUUUGUCCCCGCCUGGAGAAAGGAGCAGUCGCGACCUGAUGCUCUCAUCACCGAUCAAGAGAUCCUGAGGCGACUAGAGAAAGACAAGAUACUGGUUUUCACUCCAUCUCGGCGCGUGCAGGGGCGACGUGUGGUUUGCUAUGACGACAGAUUCAUCGUCAAACUGGCAUACGAAUCCGAUGGCAUAAUCGUUUCCAAUGACAACUACAGAGACCUGGCCAACGAGAAGCCAGAGUGGAAGAAGUUCAUUGACGAGCGCCUGCUGAUGUACUCCUUUGUCAACGACAAAUUCAUGCCUCCAGAUGAUCCUCUUGGACGCCAUGGACCAAGCCUGGAAAAUUUCCUGAGGAAGAGGCCUGUUGCCCCUGAGCCCAGGAAGCAGCCCUGUCCUUAUGGGAAGAAAUGCACAUAUGGCCACAAGUGUAAAUUUUACCACCCAGAAAGAGGCAGUCAGCCCCAGCGCUCGGUGGCCGAUGAGCUCCGAGCCAGCGCCAGAAAUUCGUCAGUAACUUCCAGAGGCCUGCUGGAACAUACAAUGAUGGCGAAGAGCCAACGUAGCCGUCAACCAGAAGAGAUGCCUGAAGCCGACCCGGGACAGGGCAGUAAACUACCAAACCAGAGUCCUCGGAGUGCGCCCUCUGAUCUCACUGAGGACAGACUCCAAAGUUAUUCCAAACCAGAAGCGUACAAGGGAAACCACGUCAUCGGGGGACAUACUUCAUCAGGGUUGUCCAACUCAUUGGGACAUCUGGACAGCUGGGCGCAACUCGAGGAAAGCAGUGGAGCAUACAGUUUGGGUUUAGUCGAAAAUUACAACAGAUGUGACUCUCCGGAGGCGGGCUGCAGGUCUCUGGUAAAGGCCUAUUCAAGUCUCCGUCUUGUGGUGCCACAGGCCCCUGAAAGUCUCUUAACUGCUGAUCUGCAAGCAGGUUCUCUGCCAUCCGAAUGCAGCAGCGAUGGCAGCAUUAGCUCAGAUUCUUUUCCGCCCGACUCUAUGUCAGACAACAGCCCCAAGUGCCAACUUCACCUUCUUCACUACCAUCAUCACUAUAAUGGCUCGUAUGGUCAUGUGGCAAGCCGGGUUCCCCCUGGAAUGGGCCAGCAUUCCCCUUAUGGUUACUCUGUUACUCAAAGGCCGCAGAGACCUCCAGGGUCCGUCUCUGAGGAACUUCCUUGUUCAGUUAGCUUUCACGCAUCUCCGCGCCAUCGCAAGACCCCUUCAGCAAACGUCGUACCACAGCAUCAGCAUCUACUUUUAGGCAACUAUCUGGGGGAACAACCACCUCGUCUACCUCAAACGUCUGCUCCUCAUCCUCAUUCCCAGAACGCGCCCUUCGGUCCGAACGCGUCGACUUCGUGGGAAGGUGACCUCCAGGACUCCACAAUGUACAAAGGAUCACCAGUUAACUGUAGAAGAAACUACUCUGGGUCAACCCGACACCCUCAGCAUAAGACGCACUGGGAUUCCCACCACGAGCCAUCAACCAGGCCCUGCUAUGAUCUGUUUUCCUACAAGAGCUUUCCCCCACUUCACGGCAAGGGUUGGCACACCCCCUGGGGUCAGCAACUCCCAUCAUCCCCCCACAGUGUAUCAGCUCCUAGUGUCCCACCGCCCCCACAGCAGUCCCUCAGGUCCAUGGCCACUCACAGGAGCCACCUGCAGAACGAGCGCCUCUACUCGGGGCAUCUUUCCUCGGGUCAGUACCAGGACCUAAGGGAGAGGGUUUUCGUCAACUUGUGCGCCAUCUUCCCACCAGAUUUGGUGAGGAAGGUGAUGGCCAAAAACCCUCACAUGACGGAUGCUCAAGAGCUUGCAGCCUCAAUUUUGAUGGAGAAAUUGCAGCACGUUUCUUAAAAAACUUUUCAGGUCAAUUUCUUAAAAUCAAGUCAGCAAUGAAAGCCUACUAUAGCGUUGGGGAAGUUAUUCGACUAACGGUAUCUUUGCAAAUAGAAGUCCUAAACACAUAUCUUUGUCUAAAUGUGUCUUUUAUUUCAGCACUUAAAAUGGGACAAGUUUGGGAUUAAAACUGUUUUCAUAAUAGUUCAUAAUGGACAGUGUAUGGGGUCCUUUGAAGGGGGACACUUCUUUGUAUUUAUUUGUUAUAUUUUAAGUUAUUGAAAUUAGGUUUUUGGCACUUUCUGUUAUUGUGUGUGUUUUAUUUUUGUCUUAGCUUUUCCAAUAGGGGCAAUCAUAUCAGGGUAUAAACCGAACCGUCAGCACAGCCUGCGUAAAUUAACACAUUUAUUUCUCUCAUCAUUCUUCUUUACGUUGGAAAUGCAGUUCUGCUCCGAUCGCAUUUCUGCUUCAGCCGGCUCAACUUGCUGAUCUAGUCUUUCAGUCUGCGCCGACAGGUGCCACAUCGGUCGUUGUGAGAUGUUGUGGAUUUCCCCCGCAGGGAAGUGAAACUGCAACGGCACCCACAAAAGAUAGCGAAAACUCCACUUGAAAACCCCAAGCUGUUUUUCACCACUGAGAAAAAAAAAAAAAAAAAGACAUUUCCUCUGCUCAGACUCCCCUGUCAGCUAACUUCCUACUGCUUCAUGUCUCGGCACAGAUUUUGUUUUUCCUAAAACCACAAACAUCCUCCCUCUUUUUUUAUAUCAAAAAAAUAAAUCGUUUCAAAGUAUAGGGCCAAAAUGUCAAUACUGGAUCAAGAUUUUUUAUUAUUAUUAUUAUUUAAAAUAUGUUAAUUUAUUGCCUUUUACACGACUAUGUUGCGUAAGACACAGGGUCUCUGUCUGUUUAAUCCUCCAGUGACUUUCAGUGUCUGCCUGUGAAGAAAACAAACCGAUGAUUUGACCAGACAAGCAGCUUCCAGACAAUGGAAACCAACAGUCAAGAUGAAAAGAAAGUACCUCUUUCAGUCUUAUGGUUUUGCAUAUCAUGACAUGAAAAUCAUUUGGUUUACCGGCUUUUCUGAUUACUUCAAUCUAACCUCAAGGGUAAAACCGCACAACAGACCCAGCGCUUGCGUUGUUUGUACCCAGAGAUGAAGUCAACGUAGAAAAAGCCGAGCUCAAAAGAAACGAUCGAAAAAAUAAAAAUUGCAGUCGUUUUCCUUAAGGCUAUCACAAAUAUCCAGUGAUAUUUGUUGUUUUGAAGGAAUUUUGGCACCAAUUUUUCUUCAUAACAGAUUCAGUUCAUUGAAACUUGACCGCUGCUCCUUUACGGUUCCACCGCGGCUUUUCAGCAAAGCUGCAGUCUGCAACCUUUAGAGCGAUUCUGUUGUAAAUUUCCAACUUUUUUGGGGGGAUAAUUAUAUUGAUAUCUACCGGUACCUUUUUUUUUCUUUUUUUUUUUUGUAUCCGUUUAAACCUUAGAAAUGAAAGAGGGAAUACUUUCUCUUGUCUCAGACUGGUUACCUUACAUUUGAGCAUCUAAACAAUUAUAUUGGAAACAAUAAUUUCACAUAUAUAU
Molecule: messenger RNA, 12151 nt
Organism: Gambusia affinis (western mosquitofish)
Lineage: Eukaryota; Metazoa; Chordata; Actinopteri; Cyprinodontiformes; Poeciliidae
Product: probable ribonuclease ZC3H12C
Exons: 6
Coding region: 7895-10588 (897 amino acids)
Cellular component (GO): cytoplasmic ribonucleoprotein granule; nucleus
Molecular function (GO): mRNA binding; RNA endonuclease activity; metal ion binding
Source: RefSeq, a predicted model, not a curated record